UGGAUUAAUUUAGAAAUUUUAUUAAAAAUAAAUAAAUUAAAAAUUAAUAGUAUUAAGCGAGCGAGUAUUUGAAAGAAUUUCACACAACGGCGUGUCGUUGUGCGUGAUUCCAAGCGCGCACCGGGAGCAGGAGGACCGUCUUCCUUCCUCAGCGCUCUGGUUCGCGUUGCGAAUAUGUCCAGAGACUGUCUACGCAAUUCUUUGACUUGACCGGCAACAGUUCUCUCUCUCUCUCUCUCUCUCUCUAGAUUCAGAGGCUUUCUCUCUCUAGAUUUCUCUCCACCGAGCUCUUCUCGCUUCCCUGCGAAAUUCUGCCGGCCGGGUCUUUUUUUCAGCGGCGGAGCUCCCUUCGCAUGCGCCGUACAAGGCCGCAAGGGGGGGUUUUGACGGAGGCGAAGCGCAUUGCCGGUAUUAACGAGGGGAGCUUCGGGAUCAGUGAGGCCCCUUCUGCGGAGCUUGGAAACCGCUGCGUGGGCCAAACACAGCUUACGGUGAAAUGGAUGGUGAAGACAGUAAUGAUUUUGACUGGAAUACUGAUGAUGAGCUGGAAAUUGAGAACUUUACGUUGUCUACUUCUUCAAGUUUGACAGUUGGUGGAGAAGCUAUUGUGAGAUCUGGGGAGUCGAGCUCAUCGGCCGGUCCCUCCAAUACCAAAGUUCUUGAUCACUUUGUGGCAAUGGGAUUUUCUGAAAAGAUGGUUGUCAAAGCAAUUCAGGAACAUGGAGAAGAAAAUACAGAUUCAAUUCUGGAAACCCUCCUCACAUAUUCGGCUCUUGAGAGUUCUCCUGAAGAAAAACAGGAAGUAGAAACGCUCCAGGAAGUAGAACCACAGGAAGUAGAACCGCAGGAAGUAAAACCGCAGGAAGCUGAUUCCGAUGACUUCUCUCUCGAUGAUUACAAUGAGAGCUUUCUGGAUGAUUUUUCAGACUUGGAUAGCUGUUCUGAUACCGAGGAUAUCAUAAAUCCUACAUCGGAGAAAGGGAAGAUAAGGGCCUUGGUCAAUAUGGGGUACACAAUGGAGGAGGCCUCAAUAGCAAUCGAAAGAUGUGGUACAGACUCCACUGUUGCUGAGUUGACUGAUUUUAUAUGUGCUGCUCAAAUGGCACGGGCAGAAGAUGCCCUUCUUCCAAUUGAAGAGAAGCCUGGAUCACAUUCAUACAAGAAGAGGAAACUUCUCGAGUAUGAGAUCCUAAAGAAGAAGAAGAGGCAGAUGCGGCUUUGUGGAAACCAAGGGGAUGAUGAUGAGACGAUUCAUCUCCCAAAUCCAAUGGUUGGGUUUGGCACCCCAACUGAUCCAUAUGUGCUGACACAUAGGACUCUCCCAGAGGCAGCUGUAGGGCCUCCAUACUUCUACUAUGAGAAUGUUGCACUAGCUCCUAAAGGGGUUUGGACCACCAUCUCCCGCUUCCUGUAUGAUGUGCAGCCGGAGUUUGUGGACUCAAAGUACUUUUCUGCUGCUGCAAGGAAGAGAGGUUAUGUCCACAACCUCCCCAUCCAGAAUAGGUUUCCUCUCAUGCCACAGCCCCCAGACACCAUAGCCAAGGCAUUUCCCUUGACAAGGAAAUGGUGGCCUUCUUGGGACAAUCGGGAAAAGCUAAACUGCUUGCAAACAUGUAUUGCGAGUGCUAAGUUGACUGAGAGGAUCAGGAAGGCUAUUGAGCAAUUUGAUGGGGAACCACCAGAGAGAGUCCAGAAGUAUGUCCUUGACGAAUGCCGCAAGUGGAAUCUGGUGUGGGUAGGGAGAAAUAAGGUCGCCCCACUUGAGCCUGAUGAAGUGGAGAUGCUUUUGGGGUUCCCAAAAAACCACACAAGGGGAAUAAGCCGGACUGACAGGUACAAGUCACUUGGGAAUUCCUUCCAGGUUGACACUGUGGCAUAUCAUCUGUCUGUGCUCAAGGAUAUGUAUCCCAAUGGCAUCAACGUCCUCUCCCUCUUUACCGGCAUUGGAGGGGCAGAAGUAGCCCUUCACCGGCUUGGUGUCCCUCUGAAAAAUGUUAUCUCUGUAGAGAUCUCAGAAGUGAACAGAAACGUUGUGAGCAGCUGGUGGGAGCAAACCAACCAGAGAGGGAGGUUGCAGCACGUUGAUGACGUGCAGCAACUGAAUGGCGAUCACCUUGAGCAGUACAUGAGCGAGUUUGGCGGAUUUGAUCUGGUAAUUGGUGGGAGCCCGUGCAACAAUCUAGCAGGCAGCAAUCGACAUCAUCGUGAUGGACUGGAGGGUAAGGAGUCGGCCCUUUUUUACGACUUUUUCCGAAUAUUGGACUUGGUGAAGAACAUGAUGGGAGGAAGAAACAAUUGAUUCAAUUCUCUGUAAAGCUACUUGAUUUCAUGUUUAACCCUGUGCAAAAGUUUUGACCUUUUUCAUGGGGAACAAACACUUGUAAUUGGAGUUUCGAAUUUAUGUAUAAAAGAGGUUUUAGUAACCACCACAAUGUGACUCAGUGGUUGAGGACGAAUUCCAGGCUUGUAUUUCACACGGCAUGUUUUGGGUUCGUUUCCUUGCACUGGUGAAUCACAUGAUGGUGGUCAGGGAGAGGCUGAAAUGCUCUACCCUGAAAUGCCUCUAUGAGUGUCGGUCUCCGAAAGAAUGGAAUGUCGUGGCAAAGACAUCAGUUGGUCCCCUUUACGAAGAAAAUAAAAAUAGGUGAGGCUUCAGUUAGAGUUCAUUCACCUCAUUCUAUUUUAAUGGGCUAGACUGGUCCAAGUCCGACAGAAGUUUAAAGCCCGAACCAUUAGGUGGCUGGCCGGAGCCCAUCAUGGUCCAGCCGGUUUCAUUUAUCUGUACAGUGAAUUCUAGCAAAUGUAACUCGGUUUUUAUCCAGCAAGUUAUCUAAUGUCCUUAAUUCAUUUCUUCA
This is a messenger RNA of Pyrus x bretschneideri (Chinese white pear), 2855 nucleotides long. Its product is annotated as DNA (cytosine-5)-methyltransferase DRM2. Lineage: Eukaryota; Viridiplantae; Streptophyta; Magnoliopsida; Rosales; Rosaceae. The record is from RefSeq and is a predicted model, not a curated record. Gene Ontology annotation, molecular function: DNA (cytosine-5-)-methyltransferase activity. Gene Ontology annotation, cellular component: nucleus.